AUGGAUCGUACGACAACGUACUGCUAUUUUAUUUCCGAACUGUACUCGAUGAAGCAGCCUGUAAAGGAUAAUGUACUAGUGCAGGACUCGGGCAGUUUGUGCCCCAUUACAAUUCGCGUAGACAUUCCCGGUGAGCUGACGAAGAACGCACUUAUUCCGCUGCGUUAUACCGCCACGCUAGACAAGUCGUCGGCUGACCCCAAGUUUAAGUUUCCUCAGCCAAUUGCUCGCGCGGCUGUGCCCGAUUAUCUCCAUAGUAACAAGAGUGCGUCAAAGAGUUUGGACGGGAGCACGUAUGACAUAGCGGUGGCCCACGUGGUCAUCUGUGACUGGCGCUCAUGUGACCUCUUCUCGACAACCGGUGACAGUUUCACUUACUACUCGUCCACGAACAACCCGAACAAUUUCAAUGAAAAUGUAGCCGUUUUUGGCUCGAAUGAGCUCGUGAUCCCUAAGGACGGAAAGUACACGGGAUACGCCCAUCUCGUAGUCAACAUUGCCGGCAACUCGCGAGCCGAUUUUGUAACGUUCUUUCCUGUCCAGAUCGGUGAUGUUGCUGGUACAACACCUAGCAGUAUUGUGACAGACGGCACGACCACAUAUUGCUGGACUGCAGAAGAUGUGUCUGUGUUUGACCCGGGUGUUUCAGGUGACCUUACUAUUCGAACAGGUAGUUUUUGUCCUGGCAUCAUGUCCAUGUCGCUCUCGUCUACGGAUGUUAACGUUGGAGACACGAUCGAUAUUUCCUGGAUGCUGGACAUGUCAGAAUCAUCCACCGAUGACUCGACUAUAAUUGCUGAGGUAUCAAUGACGGAUGCUAUCCGAAACCCGCGUACAAACAUCUACUCGAUAGUGCCCAUCUCCGUCUUCAGCGGCUGCCAGCGGAACUUGGAUGGUGCCAACUGCUCCACCUACACGGGAGCCGAAUCGUCCACCUUUGCCAUCGCGGAAUACGAUGACAUGAACCUCACGAGUGGUGCCGUUAGCUACUCGACUACUUACACUUUCGACACUUCGGGUCAGUUUACAAUGUUUGGACGUGUUGCUAUGGCGACUGUGGACGGCGAUCGUAUUGACAUGGCCAUCUACUCGAGCGUGACAGUUUCUGUUAUAGGUGGAAGCAGCGGUAGCUCCAUGUUCCUUUACACUGGUAUUGGUAUCGGUGCUGCUAUCUUGCUGGCUGCUAUGCUCUUUUGCUACAUGAAGAAGCGCAACAACAAAUUAAACACGAAGGACAUUCCAUUCCGCCAACCUGUGAACGGGCUGGCGCGCGCAAGCGACUACAAUAUGGCGUCUUCAAACUUUCUAUCGCACAAGACACCCGCACAGCAGAUUCAGAGGCUGAAUUUGACCGGUGACUAUGAUGCUGCCAACACUGCUCCAUCAUACCUUGCAGUUAAUGCUGCGGAUAGUGUCUUGCUUGAUAAGACGAUUUGCGCGGAGCCCGAUUCCAAGUCUGACUCUGAGGAAAGCAACGAUUCCUUUUCGCUAAACCCGUACGAUCGUGCCAGUUUUGCGGGUUUAGGUGACGACGUCGGAAGCUCGCAGCCUUCCGAUGCUAGCAAAUUCUCGUUCCAGUCUGGCUACGAUGACGAGUCGGAGUGGGAAUUUGAUACACGACAACUUCUGGGUAAUGAUAGAAGCAGCGAUUGUAGUGCAGACUCUGCUAGUCUGCCUGCUGUUAGUACUUACGAAAUGAGGAAUGGUAUGCCCAUUCUGGAAGAAGACGAUUUGGAUAUCAACGACCAGCAGCACCCGUCGAACUCUACUAUCGGGCUGCGUAGCACGACUAGUUCUGGUUGGACCGUGAACUAA
Peronospora farinosa is the source of this 1815-nucleotide messenger RNA. The record is from the annotation of a GenBank genome assembly. NCBI's taxonomy places the organism in Eukaryota, Oomycota, Peronosporomycetes, Peronosporales, Peronosporaceae.